Cavia porcellus (domestic guinea pig) is the source of this 542-nucleotide messenger RNA. It is a transcript of the gene Polr2l, whose product is annotated as RNA polymerase II, I and III subunit L. NCBI's taxonomy places the organism in Eukaryota, Metazoa, Chordata, Mammalia, Rodentia, Caviidae. Gene Ontology annotation, biological process: transcription by RNA polymerase II; tRNA transcription by RNA polymerase III; transcription by RNA polymerase I. Bases 189 to 392 code for a protein of 67 amino acids. Gene Ontology annotation, cellular component: RNA polymerase III complex; RNA polymerase I complex; RNA polymerase II, core complex. Gene Ontology annotation, molecular function: zinc ion binding; DNA binding. The transcript is spliced from 2 exons. The record is from RefSeq and is a predicted model, not a curated record.
UACUCUUGUGCACGGGGUAAACUCAACGCGGCGGGGACCAGACGGCAGCGCGAUAGCGCGGGCCCAAGUCGGGGCCAGGGCUGGCAGAGAUCGGCCGGGCUGCAGUUGGGACGGGUCCGGCCCCCACCAAGUGGGCGCGUCCUGAGCGAGACCUGAGGCACGGCCUGGCGUCCCCUCCAGUCGUCGCCAUGAUCAUCCCUGUCCGUUGCUUCACUUGCGGGAAGAUCGUCGGCAACAAGUGGGAGGCCUACCUGGGACUGCUGCAGGCCGAGUAUACCGAGGGGGAUGCCCUGGAUGCACUGGGUCUGAAACGCUAUUGUUGUCGCCGUAUGCUACUGGCACAUGUUGACCUGAUUGAGAAACUGCUCAACUAUGCACCCUUGGAGAAGUGACCGCUGGAUAAGAUUGCUAUCCUUUGAUCAUGGUGGAUACAUGUCCUGCUGAGUUCAAGCUGAGGCUUGAAGAUGUGGGAGCAAAAUUGGGCCACAAGCAUGUGGGCACAAUACUCUAGAAAGAAUCCAGUAAAGGUCUUUGGAGAAUUA